UGUUAUUAUUAUUAUUAUAUUAAAUGUUAUUAUUUUAUUAAAUAUUGUCAUCUCGAUUUCGGAACGGUGACACCGCAGAUAUUCUCCGUAUAUCCUCCGAUAUUGGAUGACUGGGGAUUGUGGGUGGAUUUUGAGUUGAAAUAUCACGGUGGCAUACAUUUGGUGCUGGAAACACGCGUGAAUUUGAUGAAACUGAAAUGUGGGCAGCAGAAAGUGGAGACUGAGAAGAAGGUUAUAAGCCGAAUAACGAGCUCAGAACGCGCUCACCACUACUCCGAUGAGGAUUUGCCGGAAUCGCCGGAAAGCAGUCCGGAUGAGGAUUUUGGUUCGAAAAUGGAGAAUUCGACAACGCGCGAACGAACAGGCAAGAAGAUUCUAUCGAUGGUCGAUAAAAUAGCCAGCUCGAAGUAUUUUCAGGGCGCUUCCGAGUUGAAACCCGUCAAAAAGGUUGAUUUUGGGUGUUUUUUUAGUUGGGCGAUA
This is a messenger RNA of Anisakis simplex (herring worm), 480 nucleotides long. NCBI's taxonomy places the organism in Eukaryota, Metazoa, Nematoda, Chromadorea, Rhabditida, Anisakidae. The record is from the annotation of a GenBank genome assembly.